Messenger RNA from Quercus robur (English oak), 3072 nucleotides. Its product is annotated as probable LRR receptor-like serine/threonine-protein kinase At3g47570. Bases 1 to 3072 code for a protein of 1023 amino acids. The transcript is spliced from 4 exons. Gene Ontology annotation, molecular function: protein binding; ATP binding; protein kinase activity. NCBI's taxonomy places the organism in Eukaryota, Viridiplantae, Streptophyta, Magnoliopsida, Fagales, Fagaceae. The record is from RefSeq and is a predicted model, not a curated record. Gene Ontology annotation, biological process: protein phosphorylation.
AUGAUGUACUCUUGGCUGUGUUACGAUUGGGUUUUGCUAAUAUUCUUUCAGGGAAUUCUUCUAAUGUGCAUGAGCACAUGUUUGAAAUCUGCUACAAUUCCCGCUUUUGCAAACGAGACUGAUCGCAUGGCAUUACUUGAUUUCAAGAAUCGGAUCAAUAAAGACCCACUUCAAAUCAUGAGCUCUUGGAAUGACUCCACACAUUUCUGCAACUGGUUAGGUGUUACAUGUAGCCCCUCCAGUAAACGAGUCAUGGUUUUGGACCUAGAAGCUAAGAAAUUGUCUGGCUCCAUACCACCCUCCAUAGGAAAUCUUACUUACCUCACAGGAAUCAACCUAGAAAACAACAGCAUCUAUGGUGAAAUUCCUCAAGAAGUGGGACGUCUACAACACCUGCUACAUCUCAAUUUGAGUGGGAAUUCCUUUGGUGGUAAAAUUCCGAAUAAUCUAAGCUACUGUACACAACUUAGAUUGGUGUAUCUAUUACUUGGUAUGAACAACCUUACAGGAAGUAUCCCAGCUUGGAUAGGAAACAUUUCUUCUUUGCGUGCUCUUAGUCUUAUUCAAAACAAUUUUCAAGGAAGCAUACCUAGUGAACUUAGUCGUCUAACAGGCUUGACAUUUUUUCAGCUUGCUUUGAAUAAUCUGACCGAUACCAUCCCUCCUCUGAUCUUUAAUAUUUCAUCCAUACAAUUUUUCUCUGUUACAAAGAAUCGACUACAUGGAAGCCUUCCACCAGAUGUUGGUCUUACUCUUCCAAAAUUGAAAAUCUUUCUUGGCUAUGGCAACGAUUUCACGGGACCUAUUCCUGUGUCAUUGUCAAAUGCUUCUCAACUUCAAUUUCUUGACUUAGGUCAAAAUGGUCUAACGGGGACAGUGCCUCAAAAUCUAGGAAGCUUGCAAGGCUUGGUCAGACUUAAUCUUAAUAGGAAUAGACUUGGAAGUGGGAAAGAUGGUGACUUGAAUUUUCUCAGUUUCUUAAUUAAUUGUACUCAUUUGGAGGAUUUGGCUCUCAGUUUUAAUUAUUUUGGAGGAGUAUUGCCCAGCUCCAUAACCAAUCUUUCCACCCAACUAACACAUCUUACUAUGGCUGGGAAUAUGAUCCGUGGUGGCAUCCCUAUGGGAAUCGGGAACCUUGUUAACUUAGAAAUACUAGCACUGUGUUAUAACAAUUUGGGAGGUACUCUCCCAAAUGUUCUUGGGAAGCUACAAAAGUUACAGGCAUUAUAUUUGAAUGAUAACAAAUUUUUUGGGUCAAUCCCUUCCUCCCUGGGUAACUUAACUGCAUUGAUAAUGCUCUAUAUGGAGAACAACAACUUUGAGGAAAGAAUACCCCCAAGCCUAGGAAACUGCCAACAUUUGCUUUCACUAAACAUUUCUAAUAACAAUCUCACUGGCACCAUUCCAAAACAAGUUAUUGGUCUAUCUUCCCUCUCAAUUUAUUUGGACAUGUCUCAAAAUUUUUUGGUAGGUGCACUGCCAUUUGAAGUGGGAAACUUAAUACAUCUCUCUGAAUUAUAUCUCUCAAAUAAUAGAUUAUCAGGCAAAAUUCCCACCACCCUUGAUACUUGUCAUAGUUUGGAGCGCUUGUAUUUAGAGGGUAAUUCAUUCCAAGGAACAAUACCUCAAUCUUUGAAGAAGUUAAGAGGCUUAGAAGAAAUAGAUCUUUCACGGAAUAACUUCUCCGGGAAUAUUCCUAAAUUUCUUGGAAAGCUUAUGUCACUUAAGCAUCUUAAUAUUUCUUAUAACGAUUUGGAGGGCGAAGUUCCAAGUGAGGGGAUUUUUGAAAAUGCAAGCCAGAUUUCAAUCUUUGGAAAUAAUAAGCUAUGUGGUGGUGUCCAAGAAUUACAUUUACCUACAUGCACUAGGAAAAAUCUUCAUUCAUCUAGAAAGCUUCUUGCACUCAAAAUAGUAUUUCCUGUUACUAGUAUGGUCAUAUUUGUACUUGUUCUGUUAUAUUUUUACCCUACAUGUUUUAAUGUGAACAAUUCAAGAGAGAGAGCAUUAACUACAUCUUCCUUUGAAGAUAGGAAGUUGCGUGUCUCAUAUGCAGAACUACUAAAAUCAACAAACGGAUUUUCAAAAAAAAAUUUGACUGGUUCGGGUAGCUUUGGCUCGGUAUACAAAGGAAUUCUUUCUGGAAAUGGAGCAAUUGUUGCUGUUAAAGUGUUGAAUCUUCAACAAAAAGGUGCAUCCAAGAGUUUUAUUAACGAAUGCAAUGUUUUGAGAAGUAUACGUCAUCGUAAUCUCCUCAAGAUUAUCUCUGCUUGCUCAAGCACUGAUUAUGAAGGGAAUGACUUUAAAAGUCUAAUUUUUGAGUUUAUGUGCAAUGGAAGUCUAGAACAAUGGCUGCAUUCUAAAAAUGAUGAGCAACAUCAGAGCAAGAGAUUGAGAUUUAUUCAAAGACUGAACAUUGCCGUUGAUGUUGCCUAUGCAUUAGAGUAUCUUCAUCACCAUUGCCAAACCCCAAUUGUUCAUUGUGAUCUAAAACCAAGUAAUAUACUCCUUGAUGAAGAUAUGGUAGCCCAUGUUGGUGAUUUCGGAUUGGUGAAUUUCCUCUUUGAAGCCUCAAACAAUCCCUCCAAAUCUCAAACCUUGUCACUUGGGCUCAAAGGUUCCAUUGGAUACAUUCCUCCAGAGUAUGGGAUGGGUGGUCAAGUUUCAACGCUAGGAGACAUUUACAGCUAUGGGAUACUCUUGCUAGAGAUGUUCAUUGGAAAAAGACCAACUGAUGAAAUGUUCAAAGAUGGUAUGAGCAUUCACCAAUUCACUGCAAUGGCUCUGCCCGAACAUAUCAUGGAUUAUGUUGAUUCAUCAAUGUUCUUUGAGGAGGAUGAAGAAGAUGUUGAUGAUGACAUAGAAGAAAAACAAAUAAUUGAAGAUCUCAAUGUCAAUGUCAGUAGCAGAAUAAAAGAUUGCUUGAUAUCAGUGUUCCAAAUUGGAUUAUUGUGUUCUAAAACAUCACCGAAUGAGCGGAUUUCUACAAAUGUUGUCGUCAAUGAAAUGAAUGCAAUUAGAGACAAAUUUCUUAAACAUAAGAAGCAAAACGGAAGAAGAAUGAGCAAGCAAUGA